GGAGUCACGUGCCCCGCCCCCUUGGGGGCGUCGAAACUCUUAACAAAAACAAGGGGCUCGGGGAGGCUUCCGCUGAGGCGGCGGGGGUGCGGCGGUAGGCUGGUCUUCCGCGGCCGGCGUUGCGCCGCGGCGGAGGGUGGGCGCGCGGGGAGCGGGAUGGAGCCGGGGCUGUGAGGCCGAGGCGGCGGUGCCUGGGAGGAAGGGUCGGAUGCCGGACCGGGGGCACCGCUGAGGCGGUGGGUCCCCGACCUGCGAGACAGGUUUGGAAGCCCCCGCUGCGCCCAGUCCCUGCGGACCGCGAGGCCGCGGGCGGGUGGAGGCGCGUCUCCGGCACGAUGAAGGAUUUGGGGGCAGAGCACUUGGCAGGUCAUGAAGGGGUCCAACUCCUCGGGUUGUUGAACGUCUACCUGGAACAAGAAGAGAGAUUCCAACCUCGAGAAAAAGGGCUGAGUUUGAUUGAGGCUACCCCGGAGAAUGAUAACACUUUGUGUCCAGGAUUGAGAAAUGCCAAAGUUGAAGAUUUAAGGAGUUUAGCCAACUUUUUUGGAUCUUGCACUGAAACUUUUGUCCUGGCUGUCAAUAUUUUGGACAGGUUCUUGGCUCUUAUGAAGGUGAAACCUAAACAUUUGUCUUGCAUUGGAGUCUGUUCUUUUUUGCUGGCUGCUAGAAUAGUUGAAGAAGACUGCAAUAUUCCAUCCACUCAUGAUGUGAUCCGGAUUAGUCAGUGUAAAUGUACUGCUUCUGACAUAAAACGGAUGGAAAAAAUAAUUUCAGAAAAAUUGCACUAUGAAUUGGAAGCUACUACUGCCUUAAACUUUUUGCACUUAUACCAUACUAUUAUACUUUGUCAUACUUCAGAAAGGAAAGAAAUACUGAGCCUUGAUAAACUAGAAGCUCAGCUGAAAGCUUGCAACUGCCGACUCAUCUUUUCAAAAGCAAAACCAUCUGUAUUAGCCUUGUGCCUUCUCAAUUUGGAAGUGGAAACUUUGAAAUCUGUUGAAUUACUGGAAAUUCUCUUGCUAGUUAAAAAACAUUCCAAGAUUAAUGACACUGAGUUCUUCUACUGGAGAGAGUUGGUUUCUAAAUGCCUAGCCGAGUAUUCUUCUCCUGAAUGUUGCAAACCAGAUCUUAAGAAGCUGGUUUGGAUCGUUUCAAGGCGCACAGCCCAGAACCUCCACAACAGCUACUAUAGUGUUCCUGAGCUGCCAACGAUACCUGAGGGGGGUUGUUUUGAUGAAAGUGAAAGUGAGGACUCUUGUGAAGAUAUGAGUUGUGGAGAGGAGAGUCUCAGCAGCUCUCCUCCCAGUGAUCAAGAGUGCACCUUCUUUUUCAACUUCAAAGUGGCACAAACACUGUGCUUUCCAUCUUAGAAAUCUGAUUGUUCUGUCAGAAUUUAUAUUUACAGGUUUCAAAGCAAUAAAUGGGGGAAUAGGUAGUUUCCUGGUUUAGCCCCCAUCUAGUCAGGAAUUAAUAUACUGGAAUACCUACCUUCUAUUUGUUAUUCAGAUCAGAUCUGGCCUAUUUUCAUAUUUAUCCUAAGCCAUCAAAUGGGGUAGUGCCUCUUAAACCAUUAACAGUACUUUAGACAUUGGCACUUUAUUUUUCUCGUAGAUCUUUAGCUACUUUGGGGAGGAGGGAAGGUGCUGAUACCUUCGAUUUGUUACUUUUCAAGAUUUUUAAAAAUAACUAGUGUAGCUUAUCUUAAACAUUUUAUAAAACCUUCAGAUGUCUUUAUUUAAGCAGAUUGGAAGUAUGCAAGUGCUUCCUUAGCAGGGACAGUGGAUAAUCCUUAAUGGUUUAUCAUAGAUUUUACCCUCCCCCCUUCUCAGAAGAGUUGAGUAUGCUCUUAAAUGUCAAACACAUUUUUGUUGUUUUGUUUUUUAAAUGAUCAGUGUCUAUUUGAUGUGAUGCAGAUCUUAUAAAUUUGGGAAUUAUAAUAUUGACAUUUCUGUGAUUUUUAUAUAUGUAAUGUCUUAAUUGAGAUUUCUGCUAAGGCAAAAAUAAUUAGGCUAGGGCUCUUAGUUUUCAUUCCUGUUGCCCAAGUAUUGUCAAACUAUGGUAUUAUUUUAAUGUUACUUUAAAAAUCCAUAAUCUGCUAGUUUUGCAUGUACUUAUAUGAAAACAGUGCAGUAAGUUGAAAACUCAGUAUCUAUGGAAUUGAUAAAUGUUGAUCUGGUGUAGUAUAUUUUAUCUCAUUUUCUUAUAUUAAAAAAUGUCUGCAUGAUUACAUUUUAUUUCCUUUGUAAUUUACAUUUCAAAAUAGUGUAUUGCUAUAUGGGUGCCAAGAUUGAAUAUGAAGAACCCGAGUGUUUGUAGUAUUAUAGUUUUAAGCAAAUCUGUGUGGUGAUACAGCCAUAAGAAUGGGGCUUAUAUAAACUCUGUACAUGUAAGAUUUUGUACAGAGAAUUUUUAACUUUAUAAAUUGUAUAUGAACAUGUAAAUCUUUUAAAAUGUACAUAAAAUACUGUAUUUUUUUACCUUGUGUGUGAUAGUCUAGUCAUUGCAUGUAAAUAUAAUUUAUUAUGUAUUCUGUAGUAUAAAUCAUACAUUGAUGACUUACAUUUUUACUGGUAAGUCAACAUCCGUUGGAUGUUUUCUGAAGUGGCUCUUUUUGAAGUGAUAAUAGAUUGUAAUUCAAAAUAAAAUUAUUAAUGAAUUCUC
This is a messenger RNA of Pan troglodytes (chimpanzee), 2661 nucleotides long. It is a transcript of the gene CCNG2, whose product is annotated as cyclin G2. The record is from RefSeq and is a predicted model, not a curated record. Lineage: Eukaryota; Metazoa; Chordata; Mammalia; Primates; Hominidae. The transcript is spliced from 8 exons. Bases 336 to 1370 code for a protein of 344 amino acids.